Molecule: messenger RNA, 546 nt
Organism: Neurospora tetraspora
Lineage: Eukaryota; Fungi; Ascomycota; Sordariomycetes; Sordariales; Sordariaceae
Product: quinon protein alcohol dehydrogenase-like superfamily
Exons: 1
Coding region: 1-546 (181 amino acids)
Molecular function (GO): protein binding
Source: RefSeq, a predicted model, not a curated record
AUGAUCUGGGACGCAGCGACGGGGCACGAGAUCCGGGCGCUCGAGGGCCAUAGCAGUUCCGUCGAGUCGGUGGCGUUCUCGGCCGACUCGAAGUACGUGGCGUCGGGAUCCUAUAACGAGACCGUCAAGAUCUGGGACGCAGCGACGGGGGCUUGCCUACAGACGCUUCAUACUGGAAGAGUGCUUAGCGAUAUUUCAUUUGAUCCUACCAGUUUACUUCUUCAUACGGAAAUUGGCGUUCUCGCUCUCGCCCUCACCAUCAAUCCCAACCCUAAACCGAAUUCGAAUCCACCGUCGACGCUAUUGAGUUCGCAUACCGCACCCAAUCUAUCUACUACUACUUCUUCUUGCGAGCCUCAAACCCGUGGCCUUGGACUAAGUCCUGACGGAACAUGGAUCACGUGGAAUGCGAAGAACCUGCUAUGGCUGCCGCCGGAGUACCGGUCGAUCCACUCGGCGGUGGCGGCGUCGACGGUUGUAAUCGGAUGUGCGUCAGGGCGCGUGUUUAUUAUAAGAUUCGACGGGGAACUUCUUUCGAAGUUCUAA